Labeo rohita (rohu) is the source of this 4924-nucleotide messenger RNA. It is a transcript of the gene cdh26.1, whose product is annotated as cadherin 26, tandem duplicate 1. The record is from RefSeq and is a predicted model, not a curated record. Gene Ontology annotation, cellular component: plasma membrane; adherens junction; catenin complex. The coding region runs from base 128 to 2617 and encodes 829 amino acids. The transcript is spliced from 19 exons. Gene Ontology annotation, molecular function: cadherin binding; calcium ion binding. Gene Ontology annotation, biological process: adherens junction organization; homophilic cell-cell adhesion; multicellular organism development. NCBI's taxonomy places the organism in Eukaryota, Metazoa, Chordata, Actinopteri, Cypriniformes, Cyprinidae.
CACACACAAACACACGCACACAUCCUUAUAGAAUGCUGUCUAGCUUUACACCUAAUCACAGUUAAGGUGAUUGGCACAGGUGCUGAUCUGACACUUGGACAGCGCUUGCGAACAGAAGUGCAGCAGAAUGACGAAGAGCACUUUACUCCUGAUUCUACUUGCCCUUGUUGACGUGGCCGCUUCCAGUAAAAAUGACACCGGCAAUCGGGAAAAGCGGGAUGCUGUUCUUAUUCGUUCAAAGAGAAGGUGGGUUCUGUCCACGAUUGAUCUGGAAGAGAACAUGCCCGGCCCAUAUCCUGCUGUAGUAACACAGCUGUACAAUGAAAAAAAGCUGGACAGCAAUGUCAUAUUCAGCAUCAAAGGAGAUGGAGUGACAGAAAACCCAAUUGGUUUGUUUAGCAUUGAUGAAAACACUGGAUAUGUAUACGUGCACAAGCCCAUCGACAGGGAACAGUACCCCCUCUUCCAUGUGGACUUUGAUGUGCUGGACAGGAAGACUCGUGCAACAGUGGACAAAACGCUGUCAUUUAAUGUAGAAAUAAAGGACAAGAAUGACAAUAGUCCUCAGUUCACUCCGAGCAGCACUAUCCGUGUAACUGUUCCUGAGAACGCGCCCGAAGGUGCACUCCUAGCAACAUUACAAGCUCACGACAUUGAUCUAAUGGAUAGUCCUAAUUCCCAAUUCACUAUGAGUGUGCUGUCACAAAACCCUGGCUCACCAAAGUUUACCUUGAAGGACAUGACCGCUGAAGUUAAACAGCUUAUCUUGAAGGGAUGCUUUGAUUAUGAUAAAGCAAAACAAUACACAGUACUUGUGGAAGCGAAGGAUAAAGGAAGACCUCCAAUGUCUUCAACUGCAACUGUAAUUCUGGACAUCACUGACUCCAACAGCCAUCCCCCAGAAUUCAGUUCGGCCACGUACACCACUGAAGUGAUGGAAAUGGAAUUAAAGGAGAUUCUAAGAAUCGGCAUCAAAGACAAGGACACACCGAACACGCCUGGUUCAAAAGCCGUGUUCACCAUCCUGAAGGGCAAUGAGGAUGGAAAUUAUAAAAUCGAGACAGACCCAAAAACCAAUGAAGGUGUUCUGUCUGUUAUUAAGGGGAAAAAUUUUGAGAAAACUGAGAUCACAGAGCUGGAGAUAGCAGUCGAAAACGAGGAGAAAUUAUUUCAGUGUGUUGAUGGAAAGGCCGUAACAGGCCCCGUACCAAAGCCAAACACUGCCAAAGUGGCAGUGAAAGUCAAUGAUGUGAACGAUCCCCCUGUGUUUAAGAAGCAAGUUGAAAAGGUUUACCGGAAUGAAAACGGAAAUCCAGGAGAUGUGUUGUUCAUACCCGAUAUCAAAGAUGAGGACUCAGACAUAAACAAACUCAGGUAUGAGUUAGUACAAGACCCAGCCAAAUGGAUGAGUGUGGACCCAAAGACAGGAAAGAUCACCACAGUUCAGAAGAUGGACCGGGAGUCUUCAUUUGUCAAAAAUGACACCUACACUGUUGUGGUGCGUGCCAUAGAUGACGGAAAGCCUCCAGCUACAGGUUCAUGUACCAUAGUGGUCUACCUGGGCGACCUGAACGAUAACGUUCCCUCUCUCGUAUCUAAAAGCGCAAUCAUGUGCGAGAGCGAAGACAGUCAUGUGGAAGUGAAACCAAUAGACCUUGACGGCCCUCCAUUUGCGAAUCCUUUUACAUUCUCUUUGGGAGAAGAUGAAGAGCUGAAGAAUCUCUGGAAGUUGGAUCCCACUACAGGAACAACCACCUCUCUGAUAAGUUUGACGAGACUGCCAUAUGGAAACUACUCCAUUCCUUUGAAGAUACAGGAUCAGCAAGGGCAGCAGGGAGAAGACGUUCUUUAUGUGGUUGUGUGUGAGUGUACAGGACUCAACAACACGUGUCGUGAUCGUCGUCCUUUCGGCUCAAGGCUGGGGCCAGCAGCCAUCGGUCUCCUGUUUGCCGGACUUCUCCUACUAGCCCUUCUACUCCUUCUUUGUUUCCUCUGUCAAUGUCAAAGCAAGAACUUUCAACACUUCCCUCUAAACCUGUAUGAUGAGGGCAACCAAACCCUUGCCAAAUACAAUGAGGAGGGAGGCGGCUCAAUCUAUAAGCCGGAGAAAGUGUUUGGUCCUUAUGCCAAUCAGAAAGAAAGCAUGAAAAUUCCUUCUGCACCGCCUGAGUUCACGUUUACUGAUGGAUACAGGAACGGUGAAAAUGGUAUGCUGAGAAGCCCUGCAGGGUAUAACCUUCAGUACAACUUCCAGGAACUGUCCAAUGGUGAAGGAGUGAUGAGCAUGCCACAUCACAACUGGUCAACAUUCCGAAGUCAAAGGAAUGAAAGCCGCCGGUUGUCCCGCACACAAAGCAUUGCUCGUACAGAAAGGAACCUGGCAGAGCACAUUGAGAGGAAAAUCAACGGGUUUCCAGAGGAGCAGAAGGAUUUUCCAGCAUAUUUCCCAUAUGAAUAUGAAUAUGAGGGGAGGGGCAGUGACUGUCAAUCACUGGAUCAGCUGACUGUUAGCAACCUUGGUGAUAACCUGGACUUUCUGCAGAACCUCGGGCCCAAAUUCAACACACUAGGUGGGAUCUGUCAACAGUCAAUGGAGCGCAGAAAAGUCCCGCUGUGAAAAUGGAUGAUAAUUUGAGGCUUUAUAUCCACAUUUCUAUAAUGCUUGUUCAGCUGAACUACAAAGGGGUUCCAGGGAUUUUUUCUUUUUUUUUAAUGAGAGUGCUCUAGGUCAUUGUUGCUGAAAGGAUAUACUGUAAGUUGUGAACAUUACAUCUUCAGUGCCAAGACUGCCCUCAAGGAACUAUGGGAUACACUGUGCAUUUGUGCUCAUUAAGGAUUUGUAAGAAAGCAUGUUGAGUGCUUGAAAUGAAAACUACUUGACUUUGUGCCUGCAUCCCACUAGCUUGUCUGAAAUGAUCAGAGGCGAUUGGUGGCGUGGAACUGUGAGCUUCUUCUCUCAUUGAUGCACUGACAGGCCACUGUCCUGUUCGGAUCUCAAGAUCCAUUUUUUUAUUCCGCAAACACAAAGUCACACAUCACUACCACUUAUCCAUGUGAAUUGUGUAACUGAGUGUUUGUCUGGAAUUCUCUGCACUAGCUGCCUUUAGCUACCGUAUUGUUUUGUGCACUUUGCUCAGACGACUUUGCACUGCAGAAUCACUUGUGUAUUUAAAGGUAUAGCCCAGCCAAAAAUUAAUCAUUUGUUCAUCUUCAUGUCAAUCCAAACCUAUAUGGAAGCUAAUGUCCACCACAGAAUUAAAUAUAAAACAGGUAAUUGCAACUACUUUCUCCUAUUUGUAAGUUUACAUCUCACAAUUCAGACUUUUUUUUUUUUUCUGGCAGUUCAAAGUUUGUAUCUCACAAUUCAGAUUCUGAUUUUACAUCUCGGAAUUCUGACUUUUCCUCUCAAAAUUCUAAUUUUACAUCUUGGAAUUCUGACUUUUCCUCUCAAAAUUCUGAUUUUACAUCUUGGAAUUCUGACUUUUCCUCUCAAAAUUCUGAUUAUACAUCUCGGAAUUCUGACUUUUCUUCUUAAAAUUCUGACUCUUCCUAUCAAAAUUCUGAUUUUACAUCUUGGAAUUUGGACUUUUCCUCUCAAAAUUCUGAUUAUACAUCUUGGAAUUCUGACUUUUCCUCUCAAAAUUCUGAUUUUACAUUUUGGAAUUCUGACUUUUCCUCUCAAUAUUCUGAUUAUACAUCUCGGAAUUCUGACUUUCCCUCUCAGAAUUCUUUAAUUUUUCUUCCCCCCUUUUUCUUUUUAAUGGAAUUUUUAGACACCUGGCCACAUGCUUAUGCUGAGAAACCCACAGAUUCAAUAAGAAAAGUCAGAAUUAAAAUAUAAAAAAGUAAGUGCACCUGUUUUCUUGCAGUUGCAAGUUUAUGUCUCACAAUUCAGACUUUUUCCCCCUCAGAAUUCUGAUUGUACAUCUCAAAAUUCUGAUUUUAAUUUUAGACACCUUGCCACAUGCUUAUGCUGAGAAAGCCACAAAUUUAAGAGCAAACAAUCAGAAUUAAAAUAUAAAAAAUGGAACUGCAACAAUUUUCUCACAGUUGCAAGUUUAUAUCUAAGAAAUUCAGACUUUUUUUCCUCAGAAUUCUGAUUUUACAUCUCAGAAUUCUGACAUUUCCUAUCAAAUUUCUGAUUUUACAUCUUGGAACGCUUCCUCUUUCCUUUUAGAAUUCUUUUACUUUUACUCUUUUUUGUUGUUGUUCUUUUUAUUGGAAUUGCUGAGAAACCCACAUAUUUGAGAAAAAAAGUCAGAACUGCAAGAUAAAAAGAUAGCAAUAUAUAAACUAAAUAUUUUUUUAUAUUCCAUAGAAGAAAGGAAAUCAUACAUUUUUUGUACAACAUGAGGGUGAGUAAAUAAUCACUGAGUGAACUUUGCCUGAGUGUGAAAAGAAAAGAAAAACAGCCAAAGUAAUUAAAGACGAUAAAGAACAAGCGGAAGUUAUUUUGCAGAGCAAUGAAGGACAGAAAAUGAAAGUAAAGAUCAGUCAUCACUCAACAUUAUUUGAGAGUCUGGCAGGUGGCAGUAAUGCACCAUUGAUCAUCAUUACAUCCCUUACUUAAAAGGCCUGUCUUCACCUGUUUUUUUCACUGUAGGGAGGUUUUAUGAAGAGUGGCUGGAGUUCAUUUUUAUCAUGUUACAGUUAUGUUACACACGAUGCAGUGUUCAUCUAUUUCUUUCAUAUUGCUCAUUGUAUUGUAAAUAGUUUUUGUUUGUUUCACCCAAUGAUUUUUAAGUAAAGAUUGAUGAUAUAUUUUACUUUCAGUCAUCUUGAUGGUGUGGGUGUAGGGUUCACUUUUCCUAUUCAAUAUCGUAACACAGUUAAUGCAGGUAUCACAACAAUUCUUACAGCAUUUAUUUAAAUUUAAGUUACAUAAAAAAAAAAAAAUGUGUUAAUAAAAUUAUUCAUUAUUAAU